Molecule: messenger RNA, 4916 nt
Organism: Equus caballus (horse)
Lineage: Eukaryota; Metazoa; Chordata; Mammalia; Perissodactyla; Equidae
Gene: ADIPOQ
Product: adiponectin, C1Q and collagen domain containing
Molecular function (GO): protein binding
Source: RefSeq, a predicted model, not a curated record
GGGAAGGGACAAUGGUGAGGUGGGGACUGCCUGCCUCCAUGAGUACCAGGCUGCUGAGGCUGGACCAUCUCCUCCUCACUUCCAUCCUGACUGCAGUGUGUGGUCUGAUUCUACACUGAGGGACUCAGGAUGCUGUUGCUCCAAGCUGUUCUAUUGCUACUAGUCCUGCCGAGUCCGGGUGAGGUUACCACGACUGAAGAGACUCUGCCCAAGGAGGGCUGCGCAGGUUGGAUGGCAGGCAUCCCAGGGCAUCCUGGCCACAAUGGGACCCCAGGCCGUGAUGGCAGAGAUGGCACCCCUGGCGAGAAGGGUGAGAAAGGAGAUCCAGGUCUUGUUGGGCCUAAGGGUGAUGCUGGUGAAACUGGAGUGCCUGGAGUUGAAGGUCCCAGAGGCUUUCCGGGAAUCCCAGGCAGGAAAGGAGAACCUGGAGAAAGUUCCUAUGUAUACCGCUCAGCAUUCAGUGUAGGAUUGGAGACCCGAGUCACCGUCCCCAAUGUUCCCAUUCGUUUUACCAAGAUCUUCUACAAUCAGCAAAACCACUAUGAUGGCAGCACGGGCAAAUUCCACUGCAACAUUCCUGGGCUGUACUACUUCUCCUACCACAUCACAGUCUACUUGAAGGAUGUGAAGGUCAGCCUCUACAAGAAGGACAAGGCUGUGCUCUUCACCUAUGACCAGUACCAGGACAAGAACUUGGACCAGGCCUCAGGCUCUGUUCUCCUCUAUCUGGAGAAGGGCGACCAAGUCUGGCUCCAGGUGUAUGGGGAUGGAGAUCAUAAUGGGCUCUAUGCCGAUAAUGUCAAUGACUCCACCUUCACAGGCUUCCUUCUCUACCACGACACCAACUGAUUACCACUAACUCAGAGCCUCCACCACGCCAAACAGCCCAAAAGUCAAAGAACAGUCCACAGGUUUCCAUUGUAGUUAGGAAAAUGAUUUUAUUAUCUAGUUGGAGGGCUCUGAACAUUAGUCACUCAUUUACUCAUUCAUUCAUUUACCAAGUACCUUUAAAAAAAUCAUAUAUUGUGUUCCCAGUCCUGAAGAAGACAUAUUCCCUGGCCUCAAGAGUCUGGAUGUAUUGGCAAUGAAAGGAUGGUAACAUUUACUGGGGAGUUUCAGAUACAUGACAAGAUAAACUACAAGAAAGUCUUCGACAAUGCUAUUCUGUGCCCCCUGUUUCUCCUGAUGUUCAUGCCAGUCCUGUGAGGUACACAGGAAAGAUAUUAUUCUUCUCUUUUUAUACUUGGGGUCCUGAGGCUGAGACAGUUAAGUGAAUACCUAAGGUCACACAGGUAUUCACUGGCGGAGCUAGAAAUCAAACCCAGGGCUGUGGCCCUUUUCCACUAGCCUGAGUCCUUUUUACAGAAUAUACGGCCUCUUUGGGGAUGUUGGUAGGGGUCUCCCACCCAGCUCACCUGGCUCACCUUUGAAUUUGCCUUCAUCGUACGUUAUGCCUUUCCCCCAGCAGAACUCCCUCAGAGAAGGUGGUUCUAUGACUAGGUCUCAUCCCAGAGGGAUGAAUCAGUGGCCCCUGCGCUAUUCUGUACUCCUCUUCUCCGUGUCUUUCCUUAUGCUCUUCCCUCUGGCCCAGAAAACCAACUCCAUCUCCAAGUGCUGAAAUCCUCCCUGUUCCUCGAGGCCACCUGGUCGAGAAGCUUCUCUGAUGAGACAGCUCUUUCCUGCAAACCUUCCUCGCACACUGUUCCCCUGUGACCCUCCGCAUGUGACCCUGGAGGAGAAUCCCGGGUAUGGGAGACAGCCUCCCACCAGGCCAGGGAAACUGCCUGGGGAGGACUGUGUUUCCUUUCCCCCUGAGUCUCCCGGCAGGUUUACGAUAAAUGCCUCACGAAGACCAGUCUCUUGAAUCUCACAUCUACCCAGAAUUGACUCCAUUUCAGUCUCUCCAUGUAACUAAUCCUUAUCUACAAAAAACAUUUUUAUUUUAGGAACUCCCUGAUUGUGAGCAUCCAAUCUUUGCUCCACUGAACAGCUGAAUCUUUUCCACUGGGGUUAGGGAUGAUCAUGCCUUCCAGAACACUUAAAGAAUUUUCCCUCAAGGAGGUAGCUUGAGUCUGUGAUGAAAAACCCACAAAGGAGUUCGGAAACCAUUCUUUCCUUGAGUACCAGCUGGAUCUGGGAAGACGGGCCUUCUGAGUCUAUUCUUGUUCUUUAACAAUUCCACAAAAAGAAAGAAGAAAAGAAAAUGAUAACAAUUUGAAGUGAUGGAUAUGUUAAUUAGCUUGAUUGUGGUGAUUAUUUUACAAUGUGUAUGUAUCUUCAAAUUCUACAUCUUAAAUAUACGCAAUUUUUUACUGUCAAAUAUUUUUCAAAAAAAUUACAGAUCGUUGAUAGUAAUAAACAGCUUCUCAGGAGACAAUAGCUUGAGUAACACUCUUCAAAGAUUUUAGCAAAAGCAGAAUUAAUAGGAUUCUGGAUAAAUAUAGAAGUGGAAAACCUAUUUUUUGCUUACGGUUUUAAAUUCUGAAUGAUUCCCUUUUAUACGUGUACUCCUGUUCAUUAACUAUUAUUUCUACAUAUAGAGCUUUGUCUCUUAAAAUGCUUACCUAUCAUUAUUUUCAAGUAAAGAUACUGUCCAGCAUUAAAAGCAGAAGCACUUGCAUCACGUGCCUUUUGUUUUCAUUUUUGGAGAAAGACAUGGGGGUUAGAGAGGAACAAAGCGAUAAACCUUCUGUUAGGCAGGAUUCUACGUUGUAAACGACAGAAAAUCCAACUCAAACUAACCUAAGGAAAAAAGGUAUUUCCUUGCAUAAUGGGAAAUAUCAGAGCUGUUCUGUCUUCAGGUAAGGCUUGAACUAGUGGCUCAAGCGAUAUCAUCCAAGACCCUUUUCUGUCUGUCCUUCCACUCUGCAUUCAGCGGGGUAGGCGUCCCUUUCAGGCUCUAUACUGUCUAGUUCUAGGCUCUCCCUCAUGAUAUCAAAAAGACUGUAACCUGGGUAAUUGUAGGGCUCACUUCAUUUGUUUCCCUUCUCUUAUGGAUCAUAGUCCUGCACUACCUGUUGUCCAAUAUCUGAAAUUUAUUUUUCGUCUAUUUCCUCCAGUUUUCUAGUUGCUUAUGGUGGGAGGAUAAUUCCAGACUCCAUAAAUCUGUCAUGGUUGGAAAUGCAACCCCAGAGUUUUAAUGAUAUUUCAUCAGUUACAGUUCCAGCUUAUAAAUCUUUUGUUCUUUUUGCCUUCAGUACUAUGAAUAAGAAGACUUUAGAAAGUUGGUAAUGGUAUCAUCAUACAUUUAGUAUUGUGUUGUUAAUGAAGUAUAAAGGCACUUGCUUUUAUGUAAGUUUCUGGUCAUUUAUCAGUGGAAGAACCAUUUAACAAUAUUUUUUGAUUUUUUUCUGAUUACAAAGAUAAUGCAUUUUCAUCACAAAAAAUUGGAAAGUACAGGACAGUUUCAAGGAAAAAUAAAAUUCAAUCAUAAUUCUCCUUCCAAGAGACUAUUACAGUAAACAUUUUGUUCUACCAGUUCUUUUGUGUAUAUACAUAUAUACAUAUAUAAGUUGAUAGUGAUUUCUUAAGCUACAGUAUUGGGGGACAGGGUAGGGUAUCACAAAUAACCCUCAAACUAUAAUUUAAACCAAAAUUGUCAGAAUGCUUUAGAAUAUAGUUUGAAGGUAAAGCAGUUUAGUUUAGUAGACAUUUUACAUGUAAGCAACCUAUGCAAUAUAUACAUAUAUAGAAUCAUUAUGUUGUACAUCUGAAGCUAAUAUAGUGUCAAAUGUCAAUUAUAUCUCAAUUUAAAAAAGCCCAGUGUGUUAGAGGAACGAAUGUUAGCUUUCGCUAUGGUACAAGGAUAGUCUUUUCUAGGGUUAGGCUGACUCUUCCUUCGUUCACUUCCUCAAAAACUGAAGGAACUGUGGACUUUGUUUUCAACAAGUCUAACCACGUGUGACAAAGAGAUAGCUGAUUCUUUUUAGCCUAAUCCCCAUGCCUAGGAGUAGAAGGUCAGCAUCUCCAAUAAUAAAAGAAAUGCACAUUAAAAAUGAAAAAAAAAAAAAAAAACCCAACCUUUGUUUGGGUUCUCAACACUUUUGGAUUUAUGGCGUACGUUGCAUUCUAGAAAUUUUGGCAGCACUCAAGAAGGGCUUGCUGACUAAGUCAGGGGUCACUCCUCAGCAGUGGUGGCUCCCGUGAGUGUAAAAGCACCCUUCACUAGCACACUAAUUAUUUGGUUGCCUUCUAUACCGCUUCACAGUUUGAGAACGCGAGGUUCCAUGACUUUGCUCUCCUACAUAAUUUCCAGUAAAUGGAUCUUAGUGAGAUGAAUCUGCUUAGGGAGUGGCGUUUUCCGAAAUGUGUAAUUUUCACAGCAGAAAAAGAGGUGUUUGAAUGAAGAACCUCAGGGAGUCAGGUUAAGAAUGGGAUUAUUUCUACAAGGUGAUGCCUGUGCUGGGCUUAACUUCUUAAGAGCUUUCUUUUGGACUUUACCAAAAGCCUCGUUUCAAGCAUUUCUUAAGGUUUGCUCUUCCUGCAAUGUUUUAAUUUCCUUAAAUUUCUUGAGCUACUUAGUACAGUCUUUUGUUGUGGUGUAGGGGACAUGAAAGGGACAGGACAGUCAAAUAAGGCGAGGCUUGCCCUAAAUCAACCUCCAGUGUUUGUGGAGAGGAAACAGUAAGCUGUGUGGCUUGUGUUCAGAAGUGUCUGACAGGGAACAGGAGGCCUGUGGCAAAGCUGAGAGAAGCUGCAAAGCCACUCCACUCACAAGAGGGCCAAGUGGAGUCACCUAAGACACAAUGUUUGCUUUUCCUGUAUUUCUCCUGGAGGAAACAGACCAUUUAAAAGGGACAGGAGGAAGAGGAAAUUUGGAUUACAUAAUACAGUUGUUAAAAAAUUGGAAUCACACUGAACAUUCAGCGUUUGCCCUGCCUUUUUAAGUAAAUUGAAUAUUUUUCUAUGUCAUGGAA